UUAAAACAACAACAACAACAACAAACUACGAUUUUGCUUACUUUGUUUGCUUUUUCACUUCUUCCAAACAACAUUCAGAGAUAUAGAGAAAGAGAGAGAGAAGGUUCUCUGCUAUCAGGAUUCAGGGUUGCUUGCUUCCUGCAGAAGAUUGAAAAGGAACAAGAUAAACCAAAAAAACAAGUAUACUAUCAUCGCCAGAAGAAGAAGAAGAAGAAGAGAAGCAACGGUGGCUUUUUCUAUUAUAUAUAUAGUUGGUAGUGACUUGUGAGAAAUCAAAAUCUAUUGAUUUCGUUUCGUGCCAAGCCAAGCCAACCUGCUUAUUCUCACAAUUUUCAUCUUCUCACACGUUAUCUACUCUAACUAUCUUCCCUACCAAUCCAACAUUAUUUUCGCUUUCUCUAACUUUUUUUUUUCAUCGGAAAACAACAACAUAAGAUCAAUCAUAACUGUUUCCUUUUCCCAAUUUUGUUAUCACACGCACGCGCUGUCUGUCUGCCUCUCUUGUUGGAUUUUCGGUUUCCUCUUACUGGCUGUCGGGUCGGGUCGCAAUCCGGGUUUGUUCUUCUCUGGGUUUCGUCAUUUGUGUUGGUACUUCAUUGUUGCUCACGUGGCUCUGUUUUUCCGCUUUUAACUAGGGUUUGAGAGACGAUCCAAGGUUAAAGUUUGCUUUUUUCCACGUUUUUCUCUCAUGGGUAUGUUGAUACUUGAGCUCUUGUUGCUGGGUUAAGCUUUGGAUUGAUUGAUUUGGAAUUUCGUCGCCAAAGUUUUGUUUUUUUGUGUGGAUGGGUGGACUCGUUUCUGUAAUCUGAGAAUUCUUUGACCCUUUUCUGUUUUGGGUAAAGUGAUUGCUUGUGUGGUUAAGAAAAGGCUAGGUUGGAUUGGAUUGGAUUGCUUUGGUGUUGUUGCUGAUUGCUUGAUUUGUUAACUCAACCCCUUUGUUUGGCCUUGAUUGUGAUUGAGGCUUUUGUUGUUGUGGUGGAUAAGAUGAGUUCUUCUAGCUUCAAUAGAAGUAUGACAGUCCAUGGGAGCCAGCUGCUGGUUCAUAUUGCUGAGAAUGGACACUCCUUUGAGUUGGACUGUGAUGAGAACAUGCUUGUUGAGGCUGUGAUGAGGUCUAUUGAAUCGGUUACUGGGAUUAGCUUCAGUGAUCAACUUGUUCUUUGUCUGGAUAUGAAGCUUGAGCCGCAGCGGUCGCUCGCGGCGUACAAGCUUCCAUCUGAUGAUAGGGAAGUGUUCAUAUUCAACAAAGCGAGGCUUCAGAAUAACUCGCCGCCUCCACCUCCGGAGCAAGUCGAUAUCCCCAAUUUGGAGCCACCAUCAUUGUCGUCCCCUCGUGAUCGGCACCCUCUUGAUGAUGCUUUGGAUCCUGCUUUGAAGGCUUUGCCUUCUUAUGAGCGGCAAUUUAGGCACCAUUAUCAUCAGGGGCAUGCAAUUUAUACUGGUACCAUGGUGAAGUAUGAGCAUUGUGAGAGGCUUUUGAGAGAACAGAUGGUCCAAGAAAGAGCAGUGGAGGUUGCAAGGGGUAAUUUGGAUCAGUACUAUAGAAUGAUUAACCAAAACUAUGGAGAUUUCAUGAAACGUUAUAUGCAUCAAUACAGGAUUCAUUCUGAUCUUUUGGUAAAUUUUGGAAAGGGUAUUGAGAAACUAAGAUCUGUCAAACUUCACCCUGCUUUGCAAACUGCUAAUCGCAAAUGCUUACUGGAUUUGGUGAAGGAAGAAAACUUGCGGAAGUCAGUGGAUAAUUGCACUAGCUCCCACAAGCAGUUUGAGAAUAAAGUGUCACAAUUCAAGCAGACUUUUGGGGAAGUGAAGCGCCGGGUUGAGGACUUGUUGUCCAGCAGGGCUUUCUUGCCCAUCAAAAACUUAGAACAAGCAAUUAAAGAACAUCAGAGAUUUAUAACUGAACAAAAGAGUAUCAUGCAAUCUCUGAGCAAGGAUGUUAACACUGUAAAGAAACUGGUGGAUGAUUGUCUGUCCUCUCAGUUGUCCUCCUCGCUCCGUCCUCAUGAUGCGGUUUCAGCACUGGGUCCUAUGUAUGAUGUUCAUGACAAAAGCCACUUGCCUAAAAUGCAGGAUUGUGAUCAUGCUAUUUCUAAGCUACUUGACUUUUGCAAGGAAAAGAAGAAUGAAAUGAACAUCUUUGUCCACAAUUACAUGCAAAACAUCACUUAUGUUUCUUAUCUCAUCAAAGAUCAGAAGCUACAAUUCCCUGUGUUCAAAGAGGCAAUGGUUCGUCAGGAUGGUUUGUUCGUGGAUUUAAAGUUGUUCCAUGGUAUUGGUCCUGCAUAUAGAGCUUGCCUUGCAGAAGUAGUGAGACGGAAGGCUUCUAUGAAGUUGUACAUGGGCAUGGCUGGGCAAUUGGCUGAAAGGCUUGCUACAAAACGGGAGGCUGAGGUAAGGAGACGGGAGGAGUUUUUGAGAGCUCAUAGUUCAUGCAUUCCUAGAGAAGUAUUAGCAUCUAUGGGGUUGUUUGACACUCCUAACCAAUGUGAUGUCAAUAUAGCUCCAUUUGAUCUUGGUUUGCUUAAUAUUGACAUAAUAGAUGUGGAUCGUUAUGCUCCUGAGCAUCUAGUAGGAGUAACUUCCAAGCUGGAGAAGCAUGGAAGCUUCAAAAGCUCAUCUACUUUGACUAGUGAUAGCUCUCACUUGACCGAGUCUGUAGAUAUUGCUGCUGACUCAAUUGAGAGAUAUGAUUCUGAAGACCUUCUUGAUGGCAGUGAGUUGAUAGAAAUUGCAGGAACCUCUAAGUUGGAAGUUGAGAAUGCAAAACUGAAAGCUGAGCUUGCUUCUAGAAUAGCUUUAAUAUGUUCCCUCUGCCCUGAGGUAGAGUACGAGUCACUGGAUGAUGAAAGGGUUGAUAAUAUACUGAAGAAUGCCACUGAGAAGACAACAGAAGCCUUGCGUUUGAAAGAUGAAUAUGUCAAACAUGUUCAAUCCAUGCUCAAGAUGAAACAGUUACAAUGUGUGUCAUAUGAAAAACGUAUUCAAGAAUUGGAGCAGAAAUUGUCUGAUCAGUAUGUGCAGGGCUUGAAGACAUCUAGUGUAAAUGAUGCAGGUGACUUUCCCCUUGUGGCUGGGAAGACAGAUAAUUACAAGUCAGAAUGCACUAGUGGUGAAGCCCACAUGCCUUACAUAUCUACUACUGAACCCAUGGAUGAAGUUUCAUGCAUCUCAAGCUCCUUGGAUGCAAAACUUGGCCUGUUCACAGAACAUACUGGUAAAACUCUAGAUGGGCUGGACGAGAACAUGUUGGAUUCCUCUGGAGUACAGAACCCUCAGUUAGAUUCAUCUAUGAUGGAACCUCAUCGUGAAGAAGCACAAAGUGGUGAUAAAGAUAAAAAAGAUAAGAUAGUGGGACAAUUGGGCUUGUCACUAACACACAGUUCUACUGCUGAGAGCAUGCCUGUAUCACAUUCAGCAGUUUGUCCAGAAUUGGAUUCAAAAGUAAAUGAUGACAAGUUGUUGGAAUUACGAAGUGAGCUUGCAGAUAAGGCAAAUCAAUUAAAUGAAAAUGAAACCAAGCUCAAAGCUGUUAUGGAGGAGGUUACUGUGCUCAGGAGGGAGUUGGAAGCAAGUCGAAAACUACUUGAUGAAUCUCAGUUGAAUUGUGCUCAUCUGGAGAAUUGUUUGCAUGAGGCAAGAGAGGAAGCUCAGACACAAAAAAGCUCUGCUGACAGGAGGGCCUCAGAGUAUAGUUCACUGCGUGCAUCUGUUAUAAAAACGCGGAGCUUUUUUGAAAGACUCAAAACCUGUGUUUAUUCUCCUGGUGGUGUGGCUGCUUUUGCAGAUUCCCUGCGCAAUUUAGCGCAAUCUUUGGCCAAUUCUGCUAAUGACAGAGAUGAUGAUGACAUUGCUGAGUUCCGAAAAUGCAUUCGUGUAUUGGCCGAUAAAGUUGGUUUCUUAUCCAGGCACCGUGAAGAACUGCAUGAGAAGUAUACAAGAAUGGAAGCUGCCAACGAACAACUUCGGAAAGAAUUGGAGGAGAAAAUAGAUCAGGUCAAAACUUAUUACAAUAAGCAUCAACUUGAGAAGCAGGCAAAUAAAGAGAAGAUUUCUUUUGGUUGUCUGGAAGUUCAUGAGAUUGGCGCCUUUGUGCUCACUCCAGGUGGGCACUAUGAGGCAAUUAGCAGGAACUGCUCUAACUACUACUUAUCUGCUGAAUCUGUGGCCCUGUUUACAGAGCAUCUUCCAAGCAGACCUAACUACAUUGUUGGACAAAUUGUGCAUAUUGAACACCAAAUUGUGAAGGCAGUGCCUGAGCAUGGUAAAUUGACCCCUGACAAGUUGGCCUUGAAUUCAGGAUCAACUUCUUCAAACCCAUAUGGUCUCCCUGUUGGCUGUGAAUAUUUUCUAGUGACAGUAGCCAUGUUACCUGAUACCACCAUUCAUUCAUCUUCUCCUUCCUGAUCCUGCUUCAUCGUGGCGGCAGAUUAGACGUGAUGGAAGAAUUCAAUUGUACAUUAACAACAACAUUCGGGGUCCAAAUGCUCAUUAUUAUGAGUGUUAAAGCAGUUUAACCAUUUGUACAGCUGAUGAUGAACCCUUAUUCUGUUUCUAUCUCCCCGCUUUGUACAUAUUUCUGUCUUCUAUGACAUUUCAUAAAUUGUGAAUAUUGUUUACAACUUUUCGUUUUGA
This is a messenger RNA of Lotus japonicus, 4635 nucleotides long. Its product is annotated as autophagy-related protein 11. The record is from RefSeq and is a predicted model, not a curated record. Gene Ontology annotation, molecular function: protein kinase binding; molecular adaptor activity. The transcript has 5 exons. Lineage: Eukaryota; Viridiplantae; Streptophyta; Magnoliopsida; Fabales; Fabaceae. The coding region runs from base 985 to 4407 and encodes 1140 amino acids. Gene Ontology annotation, biological process: autophagy of peroxisome; autophagy of mitochondrion; autophagosome assembly. Gene Ontology annotation, cellular component: extrinsic component of membrane; phagophore assembly site membrane; Atg1/ULK1 kinase complex.